CCCCCCCCCCCACCCCCCCCCCCCCCCACCCCCCCCCCCCCCCACCCCCCCCCCCCCCCACCCCCCCCCCCCCCCACCCCCCCCCCCCCCCACCCCCCCCCCCCCCCACCCCCCCCCCCCCCCACCCCCCCCCCCCCCCACCCCCCCCCCCCCCCACCCCCCCCCCCCCCCACCCCCCCCCCCCCCCACCCCCCCCCCCCCCCACCCCCCCCCCCCCCCACCCCCCCCCCCCCCCACCCCCCCCCCCCCCCACCCCCCCCCCCCCCCACCCCCCCCCCCCCCCACCCCCCCCCCCCCCCACCCCCCCCCCCCCCCACCCCCCCCCCCCCCCACCCCCCCCCCCCCCCACCCCCCCCCCCCCCCACCCCCCCCCCCCCCCACCCCCCCCCCCCCCCACCCCCCCCCCCCCCCACCCCCCCCCCCCCCCACCCCCCCCCCCCCCCACCCCCCCCCCCCCCCACCCCCCCCCCCCCCCACCCCCCCCCCCCCCCACCCCCCCCCCCCCCCACCCCCCCCCCCCCCCACCCCCCCCCCCCCCCACCCCCCCCCCCCCCCACCCCCCCCCCCCCCCACCCCCCCCCCCCCCCACCCCCCCCCCCCCCCACCCCCCCCCCCCCCCACCCCCCCCCCCCCCCACCCCCCCCCCCCCCCACCCCCCCCCCCCCCCACCCCCCCCCCCCCCCACCCCCCCCCCCCCCCACCCCCCCCCCCCCCCACCCCCCCCCCCCCCCACCCCCCCCCCCCCCCACCCCCCCCCCCCCCCACCCCCCCCCCCCCCCACCCCCCCCCCCCCCCACCCCCCCCCCCCCCCACCCCCCCCCCCCCCCACCCCCCCCCCCCCCCACCCCCCCCCCCCCCCACCCCCCCCCCCCCCCACCCCCCCCCCCCCCCACCCCCCCCCCCCCCCACCCCCCCCCCCCCCCACCCCCCCCCCCCCCCACCCCCCCCCCCCCCCACCCCCCCCCCCCCCCACCCCCCCCCCCCCCCACCCCCCCCCCCCCCCACCCCCCCCCCCCCCCACCCCCCCCCCCCCCCACCCCCCCCCCCCCCCACCCCCCCCCCCCCCCACCCCCCCCCCCCCCCACCCCCCCCCCCCCCCACCCCCCCCCCCCCCCACCCCCCCCCCCCCCCACCCCCCCCCCCCCCCACCCCCCCCCCCCCCCACCCCCCCCCCCCCCCACCCCCCCCCCCCCCCACCCCCCCCCCCCCCCACCCCCCCCCCCCCCCACCCCCCCCCCCCCCCACCCCCCCCCCCCCCCACCCCCCCCCCCCCCCACCCCCCCCCCCCCCCACCCCCCCCCCCCCCCACCCCCCCCCCCCCCCACCCCCCCCCCCCCCCACCCCCCCCCCCCCCCACCCCCCCCCCCCCCCACCCCCCCCCCCCCCCACCCCCCCCCCCCCCCACCCCCCCCCCCCCCCACCCCCCCCCCCCCCCACCCCCCCCCCCCCCCACCCCCCCCCCCCCCCACCCCCCCCCCCCCCCACCCCCCCCCCCCCCCACCC
Sphaerodactylus townsendi is the source of this 1503-nucleotide messenger RNA. RefSeq names its product basic proline-rich protein-like. The record is from RefSeq and is a predicted model, not a curated record. The transcript has a single exon. NCBI's taxonomy places the organism in Eukaryota, Metazoa, Chordata, Lepidosauria, Squamata, Sphaerodactylidae. The annotation marks the transcript as partial.